AUGACCCCGUCCAUCGAAGAGUCCAACUCCAAUGCCGCAACACACAAAAAGGUCAAUGCCUGGCAACAGCCCGGCCCAGCAGCCUACGACUUCCGCAGCGAUACCAUAACCACGCCGACAGAGUCAAUGCUGAACGCGAUCAUCAACACGACCCUCUUGGACGACGUCUUCGUCGAAGACCCCACCACCAAUGACCUCGAGUCAUCCCUAGCCGAAUUGUCCGGCCACGAGGCUGCCCUGCUAGUCAUGUCCGGCACGAUGGGCAAUCAGGUCGCACUACGAACACACCUGACGCAACCUCCGCAAUCCGUCCUCUGCGACGUACGAGGACACAUCGUCAACUACGAAGCCGGCGGUGUGUCCUCGUUGUCCAGCGCCAUGAUGAUCGCCAUCUCCCCCAGCAACGGCCACCACCUGACGCUCGAGGACGUCAAAAAGCACGCCAUCAUCUCCGACAACGUGCACGCCUGUCCCACGCGGGUCAUAUCUCUCGAGAACACCCUCGAUGGGAUGAUCAUGCCGUUAGAAGAAGUCCGGCAGAUCUCCGCCUUCGCCCGCGAGCACGGCAUCAAAAUGCACCUCGACGGCGCGCGGAUCUGGGAACUCGUCGCCGCCGACGCAGGCAGUCUCCCCGACUUCACAACCUGCUUCGAUAGCGUCAGCCUGUGUUUCUCCAAGGGCCUCGGCGCUCCGAUCGGCAGCAUCAUCGUCGGUUCAAAGUCCUUCAUCACCCACGCCAGACGCAUACGCAAGAUGAUCGGCGGUGGCACGAGGCAGGCCGGCGUGAUCACUGCGGCCGCCCGUGUCGCCGUCCAAGAGAACUUCGGCACCGGACCUCGCGGUGAGGGAGGCAAGCUGCGCGCCAGUCAUGCCCGAGCUCGCAAGAUCGCCGACCUGUGGCGCAGUCAAGGCGGCAAGCUCGCGAAGCCGGUCGAGACCAACAUGGUCUGGCUGGACAUUGAGGACGUCGGCUAUUCGGCGGAGCAGUUUGCCGAGCUCGGAGCCACCGAGGGUCUCAAAGUCAUUGGCGGCCGACUGGUCGUGCACUACCAGAUCACAGACGAUGCGGUGGAGCGGUUAGGACGGAUCAUGGACAAGAUGCUGGAGGAACGGAAGAGCAAUGGCACGAAUGGAAGCACCAACGGUCAUUGA
This is a messenger RNA of Exophiala viscosa, 1152 nucleotides long. RefSeq names its product threonine aldolase. Bases 1 to 1152 code for a protein of 383 amino acids. Gene Ontology annotation, cellular component: cytosol. The transcript has a single exon. Gene Ontology annotation, molecular function: L-allo-threonine aldolase activity. Gene Ontology annotation, biological process: L-threonine catabolic process; glycine biosynthetic process. NCBI's taxonomy places the organism in Eukaryota, Fungi, Ascomycota, Eurotiomycetes, Chaetothyriales, Herpotrichiellaceae. The record is from RefSeq and is a predicted model, not a curated record.